Empidonax traillii (willow flycatcher) is the source of this 4656-nucleotide messenger RNA. RefSeq names its product solute carrier family 26 member 1 (gene SLC26A1). The transcript has 3 exons. Lineage: Eukaryota; Metazoa; Chordata; Aves; Passeriformes; Tyrannidae. Gene Ontology annotation, molecular function: bicarbonate transmembrane transporter activity; oxalate transmembrane transporter activity; secondary active sulfate transmembrane transporter activity. Bases 635 to 2776 code for a protein of 713 amino acids. Gene Ontology annotation, biological process: transmembrane transport. The record is from RefSeq and is a predicted model, not a curated record. Gene Ontology annotation, cellular component: membrane.
AUGAACAGAAAGUCAGUCUUUGUCCUGUGAUCUGCCUACAUUUCACAGUCUCUGGUUUACACAGAAGCAACAGAUCUUGUGAUCUGAAUGCGCUGACAUGUAGGAAUGGAACUCUGACCUCCAGCAGUCCCAUCCUAUGCACUGAGCAGGACAGUACUUAUUACAGCCUGCAAAGGGCAUAAAUCCCAAGCAAGACUGAAGUUCUCUUCAUACACCUUGAAAAUGUAAAACCAAAAGCUAAUGCCACAUGAGGAUGCAUAAACCAGAUCAAAUCUCAGACGACAAGCAGCUUCAAAGGUCAGAGAUGUGUCAGCCUGAACUCAGCAUAAUUUUCGGAUCAGUGUUAGUUAAUUAAUAAUCUUAUGCAUUAUUUAAACUCAAAUCCUCAGCUAGUGCUACAUAUAUAUACAAGUUUACAGAGCGAUACAAGUGACAACACACUACCAAGCAGCAAGCUCAAGAUUCCAUAACCACCCAUUCUUACCUUGAGGAGUGUUUAGCUAAUAAUUAUCCUUUAUGCAAAUAGAGCAAGGCCUGACUGAAGACUUUCAUUCAUUCCAAUGCACAAAAACAGAGCUGAUACAUUCCUGUCAAAAAGCCAUCCAGGAACACAUAAGUGAAGUAAACUGGGACAAUGGAAAGACAACUUGAGGCUACCAGAACGGAAAACAGCACCUCUUCCUUCUUUAUCAUGGAAAGAAAGACACAUGUGAAGAUUAAGAGGAAAGAAGUCAUGCUAGCUAAGCUGAGAAAGAGCUGCUCCUGUACCCCACAGAAGCUGAAGAACUUUGUUAUGGAUUUCUUCCCUGUUUUACGAUGGCUUCCCAAGUACCGGUGCAAAGAGUACAUUUGGGGGGAUAUUAUGUCUGGGUUAGUGAUUGGGAUCAUUUUGGUGCCUCAAGCUAUCGCAUACUCACUGCUGGCUGGUCUGAAGCCCAUUUACAGUCUUUACACAUCAUUCUUCGCCAACAUCAUCUAUUUCCUAAUGGGCACAUCCCGUCACGUAUCCGUUGGCAUUUUCAGCUUGAUAAGCUUAAUGGUAGGACAAGUUGUGGACCGAGAACUUCUCUUGGCUGGGUUUGACUUGAAUGAUGAUGCCCCACCAGCCUUGGGUGAUGGCUCUCAGCAGAAUGACAGUCUGUCCAACACAACUGCCUUCAACCUUACAAUUGCGGGGAUAAAUGCUGAGUGCGGGAAAGAAUGCUACGCUAUCGGCAUCGCUACAGCCUUGACAUUUGUGGCUGGAGUGUAUCAGGUUCUAAUGGGGAUCUUUCGUCUGGGUUUUGUAUCUAUGUACCUAUCUGAGUCGGUACUAGACGGCUUUGCAACCGGUGCUUCCUUAACCAUUUUAACAGCUCAAGUGAAAUAUCUGAUUGGAAUAAAAAUUCCACGCAGCCAAGGGCAUGGGAUGCUUGUUAUUACCUGGAUUAACAUUUUCCGGAACAUUUCUCAGGCCAACCUUUGUGAUGUCAUCACAAGUGCCAUUUGUAUCGUGGUGCUGGUCACUGCGAAGGAACUGGGAGAUCGGUAUAAGCAUAAACUGAAAUUUCCUCUUCCCACAGAGCUGGUAGUUAUUGUUGUGGCAACACUGGUGUCACACUACGGGAAGUUAAAUGAAAUCUAUGCAUCCAGUGUCUCUGGAGCCAUUCCAACAGGAUUUAUUCCUCCAGAGGUGCCACAGUUCAACCUAAUGCUCCGAGUCGCUGUGGAUGCUUUGCCUCUUGCCCUGGUCAGUUUUGUCUUCACUGUAUCCCUUUCCGAAAUGUUUGCAAAGAAAUAUGCUUACACCAUCCGAGCCAAUCAGGAGAUGUUCGCUGUGGGGUUCUGCAACAUCAUUCCUUCUUUCUUCCACUCUUUUGCAACCAGCGCAGCUCUGGCAAAAACCCUCGUCAAAACGUCUACAGGCUGCCAGACUCAAGUCUCUGGAGUAAUCAGUGCAAUGGUGGUUCUGCUGGUGCUGCUCUUCCUGGCACCUCUCUUCUACUCCUUGCAGAAGUGUGUCCUGGCUUGUAUCAUUAUUGUCAGCCUCCGAGGAGCCCUGAGGAAGUUCAGAGAUGUGCCAGCACGGUACCACGUGAAUAAGGUGGACACACUUGUUUGGGUCAUUACCAUGUCUGCCUCUGCCUUGGUCAGCACAGAAAUAGGGUUGUUGGUUGGUAUUGUUUUCUCUAUGUUAUGCAUUGUUGUUCGGACACAGCGGCCACGGACAGCCCUGCUUGGUCAGAUCCCAGACACGGGCUUUUAUGAGGAUGACUUCGAAUAUGAAAAUCUCUCUACUGUUCCAAAGGUCAAAAUAUUUCGUUUUGAGGCUCCACUUUACUAUGCAAAUAAAAACUACUUCCUAAAGUCUCUGUACAGAUUGACCAACUUAGAUCCUAACCUAGAAGCUGCUAGAAGGAAGAAAUAUGAGAAGAAGGAAAAGCAGCAUCUGCAGAAGGGAAACCACAGAACUGCUAAUGGACUGGGCAUUGGAGAAACCACUUUGCAACUAGUUCCUAAGCAAAUUGAUUUUCAAACCCUUGUUGUAGAUUGCUCAUCCAUCUCAUUUCUGGACACCACUGGAGUUAAUACUCUAAAGGAAAUCCUGAAAGACUAUAAGAACUUAAACAUUUCUGUUCUCCUGGCUUGCUGCAAUCCCUCAGUGAUAGACUCUCUGAAAAGAGGAGGUUACUUUGGAAGAGAUUUUGGAAGCAUGCAGGAAAUGCUGUUCUACAGUAUACAUAAUGCUGUGCUGUUUGCAAAGGACCAAAAGCUUCCAGCAGACUGCUCAGUUUAACCUUGUGUCUUCCCUGACAAUUCACCACAAAAGCAACAGAUGCAGUGGGGCAAUUUGCAACAGGUAAAUUAUUAGACACACUCUUGGCUAUGUACAAGCCAUUCUCCCCUGAAGAGCUCCACUAUUUGUCAGAUGCCAUGUAGAACAGCCACUGAGGAUGCAGUCCAGGACAAGCAUGGAACAGGUUAGAUUAUCACCUGCACCUUCACUUCAAAAUGUAGGUGAUGUGCAGUAAGGCAGUUUGGGAUUGGCUUGUCCCUUGUACCAUGAUCAUUUUUGAUACAGCAUGUAUGUCAUGAGACUGUUGUGCUCUGCUCAUGGUCAGCCCAGUGUCACCUGGAUCUCCCAGGGUUAAUGACUGGUUUGUGUUAAAAAGAGGGCUAAGCCAUUCCCAUGAAAGUGCAUCAAUCCAGCAUCCUGGACACAUAAUGGUUUAAAUUCUGGCUUGCAAAGCCCUGCCCCUUCCAUCAUUCCAGGUGUGCUCCUAAACAACUCCCCCUGUUUGCACACAAAUAAAAUGUAUAAAAUAUUGUGGAAUGUAGCUUGCCUCUCCUCCUCAAUUACAUAGGCUCAAUAACAUAACCUGCCAGAGGAGAAGAAAUCACGAUUCAUCACAGGUUCCUCUCAAAAAUUCCAAAAAUUGCUGCUGGAGUCACCUGUUAUAUUGGCUUAAAUCUGUCAUAAUUAGUUACUGAAGGCUGUGAUAUCCCUAAUGAUGCCAGAAGAAACAUGAUUGAUGCAAGAUUUUGUAACUAGUAAGAGAAGAUAAACUGGAUUAGGAGAAACAAAUGGCUUUAACUGCCAGUCACACAACUACCCACGUAGCUGUACCACCAUCCUGUAAAAAUAAGUUGCCUCUGGUGGGUAGAUGCAACUCCAAUUCAGGGAUACAUAAGGAUCAUCAAACAUAAAAACCUCAGAACCAUGAUGCAGUACAUCACCUUCUUCCUACAAAUGCCUGCCUGGGUUCAAAGAAAAACAGGAGCAAAUAGGGUAGGGUGGGAAGGUAAACCUGUGAGUUGCCUACAAGGGGAUUGAUAGGUCAGUCAGAACUGCCUGGCUGGUCUUCUCUGAUGCAAUGCUAACGAAGUAUUACAAGUAACAUACUUGGGCCAAGUAAAGGGAGCAAUGCUUUGUAACUUGUGAUCCUCGUACGUUGGAAAAAUUCCACCACUGUUUGUACAUACUACAGAUGCGGUGGGGUUUUGUUUGCUUUGGUUUUCUUUCUCUUAUUGUAUUAAUCUUGGAUUUGAGGUCCACUAGACCAUGUUUUCCAGGUCUAGUCACUUUCUGUAAUAAUUUACGUUAACUGCUGUUCAUCGUGCUUUAUAUGUCAUAUGAUAUUCCCAGUGUCACUUGUGUUGUUAUAUAUCCAUAUUCUUUUUUUUUUUACAAAUAAGCAUAGUUUUGGAUUUUGAUUGUAACAGAGUUAGUGUUCAGUGUUCUGGCUCAUGGCAUAGGCAGAAUAUCCUCUGCUCAAGUUUAUAAUUAAUCACCUGCACAAAAGGUAGCAAAGCUGCUCUGUCUCUCUCAUUUAUCAUGGCUGGUUCAUACAGCACCAAGCACAGAAGGAAAUUGUAUCAGAGCUGUGCCUCGAACAGUUAGCAGACUCUAGAAACAGAGUCCAUGCAGAAGCUCUAGAAACAGAGCUUCCAUGUAGGCAGAAGCCGUUUCUUUGCUGUGACAUUAAAAAAAACCCAAAACAACCAGAAGUCAGGUCAACACAACAUGUGACUUGCUUGUUUCAACUUUUUAGGUCUCCGAAAGAAAGAACACUCAAACUGAGGCUCUCCAGGUGCCCCAGGCCCUGUCUGGCUCUCAAGAACAAAUAUUUUGUUAAAGGAAAAGUAGUGCAUUAUCAAAAGAUAAAAAAGAAAUUC